This is a messenger RNA of Penicillium crustosum, 1500 nucleotides long. RefSeq lists its product as uncharacterized. The transcript has 5 exons. The record is from RefSeq and is a predicted model, not a curated record. The coding region runs from base 1 to 1500 and encodes 499 amino acids. Gene Ontology annotation, cellular component: membrane. Gene Ontology annotation, molecular function: carbohydrate:proton symporter activity. Gene Ontology annotation, biological process: carbohydrate transport; transmembrane transport. Lineage: Eukaryota; Fungi; Ascomycota; Eurotiomycetes; Eurotiales; Aspergillaceae.
AUGUUCGACUACCUCGCAGGAACGACAGUGACCGGCUUUUUCUGUAUGGGCUUAGCGUCUGCAGGAGCACUGCUAUUUGGUAUUGACAAUGGCUGGUGGGGGACCCUGCUUGGAGCGGAGGAAUUUCUUCGAACCUAUGGGUCUUGCGAGACUGUGAAUGGUGUACAUCUCUGCUCUUUAUCGACUGCGCAACAGUCUGCAGGGAGCUCAGUUCAGUCAGCUGGGAUAAUGGCUGGCUCGUUGAUCUCAAUAUCCGUAAAUAACUGGCUCGGCCGCAGGAAUUCUCUCCUCGUGACAGGGGUCAUUUCUAUCAUCGGAGUACUUAUCGAAAUUACAAGUGCCGUCGGCGCGUCAGCGCGCUUCUCACAGCUUGUGGUUGGCAAGACUAUCGCAGCUCUAGCAAUGGGACUUUGUGCGAAUGUCGUCCCUAUUUAUCUUUCGGAGACUUCCACAGCCACCGCUCGAGGCUUUGCAGUCACUAUGUAUUCGAACGCGCAGGUACUUGGUUCCAUUGUGGCCGCGGGCACGGUAUAUGCGACCUCAAAGCGAAUGGAUGCAGGCUGUUACUAUAUUCCGAUUGGCAUCCAGCUUCUUCCACCACUUUGUAUGAUCAUCGGCUCACCAUUUCUUCCUGAGAGCCCCAGGUGGCUUGUACUUAAAGGUCAAACCGAGCGUGCUGUUGUUGCUUCUAGCAGGCUUUUCGCUUCGAAAAGAAACAAUUUUGAUGCCCAGGCUUACGUACGAACAAUUGAAGUGGCGAUUGAAGAAGAACGCCUUAGUCAACAGUCUUCGGGCUGGAUGGACCUACUUCGUGGAUCCGACCUCCGCCGUUUACUUAUUGCAAUCGGUGUUCAGUGUCUGUGUCAAGCGCAGGGAUCAACCUAUAUCCUGAACUACGUUGUCUCAUUCCUCAAGUCAGCUGGUAUCGCCGAUGUCUUCCCAGUCAUCAUGGGUAUUUACUCUCUUUAUUAUGUAGGUAUCCUGGGGGGACAUUAUUUGCCUGAUCGGUUCGGCCGUCGCUCCUUACUUAUGUCGACUGCCGGAAUUUGUGGGGUGUGUCUUUUAACUAUUGCCAUUAUGAUCACUGCAAUUGCCUCACCCACCGCUGCUUCCCGCAAAGCGGCUAUUGCCUUGAUCUUUAUCUGGGAAUUAAUGUUUGCAGUUCAAAGCACUGUCAUUUGGAUCGUCACCACGGAGUGCGCUCCUUCUCGAAACCGGGAAAAGGUGCUGGCAAUUGCCGUCUUUUUCGGGUUUGGAAUUUCCCUGUUAGUUGCUUCGGUCUCUCCGUACCUCCAGGAUGAAGCCUAUGGCAAUUUAGGUGGUAAAAUUGGUUUCAUAUGGGGGACAUUCUCAAUAAUCGCUGUUAUUUGGACUUUUUUCACAGUUCCUGAGAUGAAAGGUUUCUCUCUAGAGGAACUUGAUCACCUGUUCAACCGCCAGGUCCCUACACUAAGAUUCAAAAGAUAUCAGUUUCCGGUCGAGAAUGGUCCCGAGAAAUGA